Puccinia triticina is the source of this 1827-nucleotide messenger RNA. RefSeq lists its product as uncharacterized. Bases 1 to 1827 code for a protein of 608 amino acids. NCBI's taxonomy places the organism in Eukaryota, Fungi, Basidiomycota, Pucciniomycetes, Pucciniales, Pucciniaceae. The transcript has 5 exons. The record is from RefSeq and is a predicted model, not a curated record.
AUGACCACCCUCGCAACCGGGCUACCGAUCAGCAGUCGGGCUGCCGACACCAAAAUCACUCCGGCACUCAGACUGGCCGUCCAGAAGGCAACCGCAGUAUUCCAGAAGGACUUCUGCUACGACUUCCUCCAGGCACUCGUCGAUGAGCCCGAGAUCGCCGAUCCGAUCGGCGUCCGACUCUUCCUCAACUUCUGUCUGCGCAAGCCAGACAACCUCGUCGACAGCUUCCUCGACUCGCUCGACCAGAACCUCGGACCUGCCGAAAGCUUCUCAGAGGCCGCCGACACGAUCCUCAACGAGAUCGAAAACUAUAUCGAGUUCGUCCACGGCCUGAUCGAGAUGAUCGAUGGCGGCGAGAUCUUCAAGCUGGCCUAUCAUGAGAUCGACGCCUGGAAACUCUGCUACCAGCUCCUAGAACCAGUCCAACACCGGCUCUUCGAUCUUGCCGUACAGGAUCGUUCCCACUACCAACACUACAACCGAGACCCAUCCAGCUCGACCUUUGCCGAACCAUACGAACUCACCUUUGCUUCCGAUCUGACUUCCUCAGGCUUCUAUCAAGCCUUCGUCACCAUCGACAAGUUCCUCAAACACUCCUUCGAAUCAAGGAUCUUAUUGGAGCCGGCUAAGUUGGUCGAAGAUGCCGACCAACUCUCCGAACGAAGGACCGAACUUCAAACCUUCAGGGCCGUCUUUCCCACCUCCCAAAACUCCACCCUGCUCAUCAAGAAACACGGCCGGUUCGGAAGAGAAGAGGCUACGAUCGACCAAUUCCUCGAGAGUGACAAAUUCAAAGAACUUUCAAAGCUCAAGGCUACCAUGUCAGGCGGUCAAUUGACGCGUCAACCAUCAACCCGGACGAAGAAAGCUACAUCGCAGCUCGAAAACGAUAAGCCGAGCACGUCGACGGGAAAAAACAAACAUCAGUCCAGAGGGUCGCCCGCCACCACCCUGGAUUCAGGAGGCGGACACAAGAGCAAGCGGGCCGUCUCCUCAGGAUCGCCCGCGAUCCGCAAAGACGACCCCGACUCAACCCAUCAUCUCGACCCGUUCCUCAGAGGAGACCCAUUGUCAUCUCUCGGAAAAGUUCGAAAACGAAUCCAAGAAUCAGACUCGGAUCCCGAUUACGAACAGGUUUCGGAACACAACCAUAAAAAGAAGACGUCCCUUUCAGCUGAGAUGACAGGCAAGACGACGUUGGAGGCGGACUCGACGACUUCGUCGAAACGGCAAGACUCAGCUCAUCCCUCCCAACACGGCUCAACGACAAGCAGCACCCAUCCGAAGCGGAAGAGGAAGUCGCGCGGCUUGGCAACUGCCCAGACUGAAACUCCCCCCGCGUCUUCCUCCACUAAGGGCCGCAAGAAACGCAAGUCUCAGACUAUUAAGUCUUAUGUCGAUACCUAUAAGGACGAGGAUGAUCAGCCGCCUGAGCAGGAAGAGGAACUCUUCGUUGUCGAUAAAAUCAUCGGCGAAAGCGUCGAUAUCAAUGGCGAAACUAUCUACAAAGUUCUCUGGGCGGGGUACCCGGAAUCAGAAGCGACGUGGCAAUUCGCGAACACGUUAGACGAUUGUGCGGCCUUAGAUGUAUGGCAACAGAACAAGGACGCCAACCGAACGCUGAAGAUCCACGAGGACCAGAACGCGGAGCGCAAUCCUAAUGGCCUCGCGAAUCCUCCUCCGCCCCCUCCUCCGACAACCGCGUUGACGACGAUCCCUAAUGGCACCCAUCAACAACACCAUCCUGCUUCUAAAAACGCCGCAAACGCCUUCCAGGCCUUCGACGAUCCGCCGCCCAAACGCCAGGCACAACUAGGUCUCAAUUGA